Molecule: messenger RNA, 3750 nt
Organism: Lathyrus sativus (Indian pea)
Lineage: Eukaryota; Viridiplantae; Streptophyta; Magnoliopsida; Fabales; Fabaceae
Source: the annotation of a GenBank genome assembly
AUGGCGAAUUUUGCUGGAGAAAAACUCAUGUCAGCUUCUGUGAAAGUGAUUUUAGAUAAGCUCUUUUCUCCUGAAUUCACCGACUACUACCAGAGUAUCAAGCUUGACGAUUCAGUCUUGAUUAACCUGAAGACGACGCUGUUCAAUCUUCAAUCUGCACUUGUUCAUCAUCACGAGGAGAAACAGAUCGCUAAUCCUACUUUCAACAAAUGGUUGGAUUUGGUCAGAUAUGCUAUCUUUCAACUUCACUCUUUGCUUGACCAGAUCAACACCGAAGCAUUACUCUGUAAAAUGAAAGCACAAUCUGAAACCCUAACUCCUUCUACUAAGGUGCGUAACUUUUUCUCUUCCAGAUUCAAACAGAUUCAUGACCUCAUCAACUUUGAAAUGCAAAGAUUAAUUCAAAGGUUAGAAUACUUAAUUUUGAGACAACAACAACCUGGAUUGGACUUUUCCGAUUACACUAAUGCUUUCCAUGGAACUCCUACGAGCUAUAUUUUGGAGGAUGAAUCUUCUGUAAUUUAUGGUAGAGAAAGUGAUAUUAACAGGCUCAAACAUCUUUUGUUAUCUAGUGAUAGUAAAAUAGGAAUGGUUUCUAUUGUAGGUAUGGGAGGGAUUGGUAAAACAACCCUUGCUAAACUCCUUUACAAUGAUCCACAAGUUAAGGACAAAUUUGUGUUCAAAGUCUGGGUAUAUAUCUCGAAAGAUUUUGAUGUUUAUAGAGUUUUCAAAACCAUUCUUGAGUCUAUCACUUCACAAUCAAUCGUUAAUGAUAACCUCGGUUCUCAAAUUGUUGAAUCUGAUAAUACAAGAGGAAGUUACACUAAUGGGAUGACUACCUAUUGCCCGAACCUUCUAUUUGUAUUGUUGAAGCAAAUUUUAAGCACUUCAAAGUUUUUGCUAGUUCUCGAUGAUGUCUGGGAUACAAAAUCGGUUGAUUGGAUAUAUUUCAUGGACAUCUUUAAUGCUGUGGAAACUGACAGUAGGAUCAUCAUCACAACGCGGGAUGAAAGAGUUGCAAGAUCCAUGCAAACCUUUCUUUUUGUUCACUAUUUGAGACCUUUAGGAAGUGAAGAUUGUUGGUAUUUAUUUUCAAGAUAUGCAUUUGGAGCAUGUGACAAUCCACAACAAUACUAUCUAGAAGAAAUUGGCAGGGAGAUUAAGAAAAAGUGUGAUGGAUUGCCAUUAGUUGCGAUAGAACUUGGGGCUCUUCUUCACUCCAAAUUGUUCUCAGAUGAUUGGACUUAUGUGCUAGAAAGUAACAUUUGGGACCCAACAAAUCACGAGGUGCACACUUCUCUAGAAUCGAGCUACCAUUAUCUUUCAACUCCUUUAAAACGAUGCUUUGCAUAUUGCUCUAUUUUUCCAAAGAAAUCCAUCUUAGAAAAACAAACGAUAGUUCAACUGUGGAUUGCUGAAAAUUUAGUAGAGCUGUACCCAGGUCAAGAAAGUUUGGAAGAAGUUGGAGAAGAAUACUUUGAUAUACUAGUGUCAAGGUCGUUGAUACAACGACGAUCUAUCAGUGAUGAGAAAUCAAACUUUGAAAUGCAUAACGUCAUCCAUGAUUUAGCUACGAUGGUUUCAUCGCCAUAUUGUAUGAGGUUGGACGAACAUAACCUACAUGAAAGUGUACAUUAUUUGUCAUACAAUAGAGGGCUAUAUGACCCAUUUAAUAAAUUUGAUAAAUUGUCUGGAUUAGAACGUCUACGUACCAUUCUAGCAUUACCAUUACAAACACAAUUGCCUUGUUGUUUGCUAUCUAACAAGGUAGUACAAGAGUUGUUGCCAACAAUGAAACAAUUACGUGUGUUGUCUUUGUCAAACUACAAGAGUAUCACCGAGGCUCCCAAUUCUAUUGGAAAUUUGUUUUACUUGCAGUACUUAAAUCUUUCUCACACUAAGAUUGAAAGGCUGCCUUCUGAAACAUGCAAGCUUUACAAUCUGCAGUUCUUGUUGUUGGCGGGUUGUAGAAGGCUCGUUGAAUUACCAGAAGACAUGGGAAAAUUGGUUAAUCUGCGCCACCUUGACGUUAGUGACACUGCAUUGAGGGAGAUGCCCUUACAGAUAGCUAAACUAGAAAAUCUCCAAUUUUUGUCAGACUUUGUUGUCAGCAAACAUAAUGAUGGGCUGAGAGUUGCAGAGCUGGGACAGUUUCCCCAUCUACAUGGAAAACUUUCCAUAUCACAGCUACAAAAUGUUAAUGACCCCUUUGAAGUAGAUCAAGCCAAUAUAAAGAUGAAAGAACAAAUAGAUGAAUUAGUUUUGAGGUGGGAUUAUGGUAGUACUUUUCCAGAUUCACAAAUUAAAAGUGUUGUACUUGAACAUUUGCAACCCUCAACAAAUUUGAAAAGUCUCACUAUCAAAGGUUAUGGUGGAAUCAGCUUUCCAAAUUGGUUGGGUGAUUUUUUAUUUAGCAACAUGGUGUAUUUGAAGAUCUCGAAUUGCGAUGAUUGUUUAUGGCUUCCACCCCUUGGACAGUUGGUUAAUUUGAAAGAACUCAUUAUUGAAGGGAUGCAAUCAGUACAUACAAUUGGUACUGAGUUCUAUGGAAGUGAUAACUCUUCAAUUCAACCUUUUCCCUCCCUCGAGAUUCUACAUUUUGCAGAUAUGCAUGAGUUGGAAGAAUGGAAGUUGACUGGCGGUACGGCUACAAAGUUUCCUAGUCUAAAAACUUUGUCACUAAGUAAGUGUCCGAAACUGAUAGUAGGAAAUAUACCAGAAAAAUUCCCUUCCUUAAUUGAACUUGAGUUAAGAGAAUGUGCUCUACGAGUGCAGUUAAUGCCACCAUCAAAUAAUGUAUUCCGGCAAUUGACGUUCCCUCUAAAUUCUCUUGGACAGUUGACUAUAGAUGGCUUUUCGUCUCUGAUGUCUUUUCCAGUUGACAGUCUACCAAAAACAUUGAAAAUUUUCAUAAUCAAUAAUUGUGAGAAUCUAGAGUUCCUUCCUUGUGAAUAUUUGUCCAGUUACACUUUGCUUGAGGAAUUAAAAAUUUCUUAUAGCUGUAAUUCAAUGACAUCAUUUACCUUAGGCGCUCUGCCCGUUCUUAAAAGUCUAUUUAUUGAGGGUUGUAAAAAUCUGAAAUCAAUAUCAAUUGCAGAAGGCGCAUCUCAAAAGAGUCUCUCAUUUCUUAGAAGCAUCAAAAUAUGGGAUUGUAAUGUACUGGAGUCAUUUCCCCUAGGUGGAUUGGCCACUCAAAACCUCGUUUAUUUUGCAUUGUGGAAGUGUGAGAAGCUUCCUUCACUACCAGGAGCAAUGCACACUCUAACUAACCUUCAAGAAGUUGAAAUUGAUAAUCUUCCAAAUCUUCAAUCUUUUUUCAUAGAUGAUUUACCUAGCAGUUUACAAGAACUGACUGUUGGUUCUGUUGGAGGGAUUAUGUGGAGUGCUCGGUCAACAUGGGAACAUCUUACCUGUCUUUCGGGGCUGAGGAUUAACGGAGAUAAUACGGUGAAUUUGCUGUUGAUGCCACUGCUAUCUGUAUCACUUGUGAAGUUAUGCAUUUGUGGUCUUAAUGAUACAAACAUCGGUGAGUUGUGGCUUCAACAUCUCACUUCUCUCCAAAACCUUGAGAUUAUUAACGCUCCCAAACUCAAGUUGUUGCCAAAAAAUGGAUUUCCUUCCUCUAUUUCAGUACUAAGUGUGACUCGCUGUCCAUUACUGGAAGCAAGUUUGCGGAGGAAGCGAGGGAUCAACUGGCUUAAGAUUGCUCACAUUCCUGCCAUAAUUAUCAAUGAUGAAUUGAUCACAUAA